Molecule: messenger RNA, 2543 nt
Organism: Pectinophora gossypiella (pink bollworm)
Lineage: Eukaryota; Metazoa; Arthropoda; Insecta; Lepidoptera; Gelechiidae
Gene: morula
Product: anaphase-promoting complex subunit 2
Exons: 1
Coding region: 115-2439 (774 amino acids)
Biological process (GO): ubiquitin-dependent protein catabolic process
Cellular component (GO): anaphase-promoting complex
Molecular function (GO): ubiquitin protein ligase binding
Source: RefSeq, a predicted model, not a curated record
CUCGAAUUCGAGUCCUCGAUUUCUAACAACUUAUAGAAGUGCUCAUCUUUAUUAAUUUUGAUUGGACAAAUUGUCGGUAUUUAUUCUCGCUUUAAGGUAUUAUAUUCUAGAAAAAUGCCAUACAAGAAAGGCGAUUUAAAAAUAUGUUGGAACAAAAUAAACUACGCCUUUCCUAUUCUCAACGAUGGACUAUUUAGUGAUUGUACAAACGCCGAAUAUGAAGAAAUACAUCAACUGAUAGUUAGCCUGGAUGUGCAGGUUAGGAUACGCGAUCUCGUUCUUAUUCAUAUGGAAAAAUAUAUUCGUCAACAUGUCGCCCCUUCAUUCUGGUCAAAAUUUUCUAAAGUUGAAGAGGAAGUCAAAGGCUUUCAACUAUUCAAAUCUGCGGUGAACGACUUGUACGAGUCUGUAUCAAGUUUCUCUUCCAUGCUGAGGAGACUGACCUUGUUAAAUAACAGCUGUACAGAUAACAAAUCAAUUUAUGGCGAAAAGGAUGUUGUUUUGGGUUUCAAACAACUUGUUCGAGCAACUCUACUUUCUCAGCUACCCCUCGACUUCCACGUGAUUAUAAAUCAUUUCUACAAAAUGUCUUUCAAUGUAUUUGAUAAUGAAUAUGAGAACUCUGAUAUGGGUGAAGAUGUGAUGUGUUCAGGAUGUUGGAAUGAAUACUCUGAUUGCAACUGUGCUUAUAUUGUCAAAGUUUUUCAUGAUACUAACCGUAAACUGAUGGAAUUGCAGCUUUUGGAAAGACUGGCAGGCCAAGUUCUUACAAACUUUAUUCAGAUGAGAAUAGAAUCUCACAUUCAGAAACUAUGUACUGGAACCUUUGAUGUUUCUCAUAUUAGCUUCCUGGAAAAGUGGUUGGAUACCAUAGUCAUGUCUUGGCUUACUAGAAUAUACUGUGCAGGCUCAUCUAAGCCACCACCUGAUGAUAAAAACAUUCAGAAUAGUAUCACUAAGUUCAAACAGAAGUUAAGCUAUUACUUAUAUCAUAGUUAUACUAGAUUAAGAAUAGAUCAACUCUUCAAUAUCAUUAUUGAAUAUCCAGAUUCUCAACCGGCAGUUGAUGAUAUAAAGUUAUGUUUGGAGAAGACUGAUUUGAGGUCAACUUUAUGUAAGAAAUUGCAAACUGCAUUGGAAACAAGACUGUUGCACCCUGGAGUGAACACUCCUGAUAUAUUGACUGCCUAUGUAUCUACUAUUAGAGCUUUAAGACAUCUGGAUCCUUCUGGGGUGAUAUUGGAAACAGUUACAAAGCCUGUUCGCAAUUAUUUAAGAAAUAGAGAGGAUACAGUUCGUAGUGUUGUAAGUAGUUUGACUGAAGAAGGAGCUGGAAGUGAGUUGGCAGAAGAGUUAGCGAAGUUUGCAGCAGAGACUGAUGGAGAUGCAGACAAAGAUGAUUGGGAUGACUGGAAUCCUGACCCUGUAGAUGCAGAUCCAAAGAUCAAUUCAAAUGAUAGAAGAGCCAGUGACAUUAUAUCUAUGUUGGUUAAUGUCUAUGGAAGCAAGGAGCUGUUUGUCAAUGAAUACAGAACUCUAUUAGCAGACAGACUAUUAGCUCAGAGUGUAAUAAAUACUGAAAAAGAAAUUAGAUAUUUGGAACUCUUAAAAUUAAGAUUUGGGGAAUCUCAGUUACAUUUUUGUGAAGUUAUGCUUAAGGAUAUAUCGGAUUCAAGGAGAAUAAAUUCAUUGAUACACCAAGAUAGUAACUUUGAAGAGUUAAACAAGAAGUUUACAUCAAAUGCUAUGAUUUUAUCUGCACAGUUCUGGCCACCAUUUAAGGAUGAAAGUUUGGAGUUGCCAGAAGAAAUAAAACAGCAUUUGGAAGCUUAUACAAAAUCAUUUGAAGCACUAAAAGGCAACAGAACACUCAGUUGGAAACCACAUCUUGGAAAUGUUAAUAUUGAAAUUGAGAUUGGAGAGAAAACAUUGAACUUGACAGUAUCCCCAUUCAACGCUACACUCAUUAUGCACUUUGAAAAGAAACCUGAGUGGUCACUUGAUGAACUUCAUCAGGUAAUGAAGGUACCAAUCACUGUUUUAAGAAGAAAAAUUACUUAUUGGCAAUCCAUGGGACUGAUUUCUGAAAAAUCCCCGGACCACUUUGUUCUUGUUGAAGGAGAUGGUAACAAAGCCCAAGUGUCAUCAAAUCCAGUUCAGGAAAUGAUAUGUGAGGAUGAUGAGACAGAGAGUGCAAUGGCUUCAGCUCAUGAUCAAAGGGAGGGAGAACUACAAGUGUUUUGGUCAUACAUUGUGGGCAUGUUGACCAAUUUAGAUUCUUUACCACUUGAUCGCAUUCACCAAAUGUUAAAAAUGUUUGCUUCACAAGCUCCAGGAACAGAGUGUAGCCUGCAGGAGCUGCGCCAGUUCUUGGAUACAAAGGUCCGAACUCAUCAACUAGUGUUGCAAGGUGGAAUGUACAAGUUGCCUAAAACAUAAUUAGGUUUAAACUAGUCUCACCUAUUUUUAAUUUUGUUUGUAAGAACUGUAAUUCAGAUCACUAAUAAUACUUGUAAAUAAAACAAAAUAAAAGUUUAAUAAAA